AUGCCAGCCUCGACGUCGCAUACCACGCCGAACCCGACGCACAGCCCGACGGCGCAUCCCACGCCGAACCCGACGCACAGCCCGACGGCACACCCGACGCCAAACCCGACGCGUAGUCCUACGGCACAUCCGACGCCAAACCCGACGCACAGUCCGACGGCACACCCGACGCCAAACCCGACGCGGUUUCCGACGCCAAGCCCCAAGGCAAGCCCAACGCCGUCUCCGACGCAGUAUCCCACGCCAAGCCCGACGCCGAACCCGACGCCGAGCCCGACGCCAAGCCCGACGCCAUCUCCGACGACAAGCCCGACGGCAAGCCCGACGCCGUCUCCGACGCAGUAUCCAACGCCGAGCCCGACGGCAAGCCCGACGGCAAGUCCCACACGGACUCCGACGUCUGCGCCCACCUACCCUCCUCUCGGGGACGUGCAUGCAUCAGGUUUGUGUAGUUGCUCCAGCCCCCCCUGCGGGUGUAACUGUUGGGAUUGCACAGAAGAGCGUCAAGCUGCUGGAUGUUGCAGUUGCGAAGAUGGGGGGAGUUGCGGUUAUGGCGAUACAAUGACUUUGUGCGACAGUUGCAUGGGUUGUUGGUACAAGGGCAAAUGUGGUUGCAGUGCAGAUUCGGUAACUUGGCCCUUCUAUGAUGUGUUCGGUCUCACGUGCUCGAGUGAUGCAGGCAGCUACUUGUCCUACCAUGCAGUGCCACCGACCUCAAGCCCGACGCCGAGCCCGACGCCAAGCCCGACACCGUUGCCACCCGGCGUCACGUUGUCUCCGACCCCGAGUCCGACGCCAAGCCCGACGCCAAGCCCCACGCCAAGCCCGACGCUAUCGGAAACUCAGAAAGCUUGCGGCUGCUCGAAACCACCUUGUGGUUGCAAUUGUUGGGAUUGCACAGCAGCGCGCAAAGCUGCUGGAUGUUGCAGCUGCGACGAUGGCUGUGGCUACUUCGAUCUUGCAAAUUCUAUAUGUGACGGCUGCAAUGGUUGCUGGCACGGCGGCUUGUGUGGUUGCAGUACAGAUUCCUCGACUUGGCUCUACUAUCGGGCAUUCGGUCUCUCUUGCUCGAAUGAAACUGGCAGUUACCUGUCCAAUCACGCAAGAAUUGCUGGCGAAUACUCCGCGGAGGAAUCUCUUCCAGACGGCGUGACUGCGGAGGACCUCAUGAGUUCUACGACCUACGUGUCCGCCAAGAAGACCGGUCUGGCUAAUGCUCUGAACGUGUCCGUCUCCGACGUUGAAAUCACGGGCUUCGUCAUCACGACCCAUCCCGAUCAGCGCCCCUCUGCUGUCCGCCAGCUAUUGCGGGACUCGCACGUCACCGUGACCACGAGUUUCACGGUGGAGAUCGUCGGCAGCAAGAGCGCCGCGUCCCUCACCGCCGCGAUCGCUGCAAAUGCUGACGCCAUUGAGGCCGAGACGAACGAAGCUAUGGCUGCUUCUGACUGGAGUACUGAGCCGGUCAUCACUGUGGCCCCCACGCUGACGGCUCCUUCCGUGGGCGCAGCGGCUUCGACUGCGGGCGUUAUCACUGCUCCCACGCCGGUUCCCGUCAUCAUUGGGGCCAGCAUGGGCGCCGUCGCGGGCACCGGCGACCCGCAUCUGCGGAACAUCUUUGGCGAGCGUUUCGACCUCAUGCAGGCUGGCACGCACCUCUUGAUCCAGAUCCCGAGGGGCGCGCGCACCGCGGUCUCCCUGCUGCGCGUGGAGGCGGAGGCACAGAGGCUUGGCGAGUGGUGCGCGGACAUAUAUUUUCAGGAGCUGAACUUGACGGGAAAGUGGGCGGACGAGAAGCAGGCUGGCGGUCUCCAGUACCGCGCAGCAGAGGCCGUCACGGAGGAUCGCAAAUGGGUGCAGUUUGGGAGGGUGGACCUCAAGGUCGUGCACGGACGUACGCUGGAGGGGAUCCGCUACCUCAACGUCUACGCGAAGCACUUGAACCAGGCCGGGUUCUCUGUCGGAGGCUUGUUGGGCGAGGACGACCACAGCCAAGAAGCGACCACUCCUGAAGGCUGCACGCAUCGUCGAAUGAGUCUCUAG
Prorocentrum cordatum is the source of this 2043-nucleotide messenger RNA. The record is from the annotation of a GenBank genome assembly. NCBI's taxonomy places the organism in Eukaryota, Dinophyceae, Prorocentrales, Prorocentraceae.